UGGGGAUACUGUACUGUCAUUGGUGGCCUGAAAAACAAGCUAAACCAGGGCACACUAUACUCAAAUUUGUUGCUGCAGAAAGACACAAAAAUAACAUACAGAAUGUCUCUCAGGCCAAUUGGCUGGAUCUGUGGGGAGAUGGUCAGAAAAUUUGUUGGGCAAGCUGAGAUCAUACAGAGGGCCUUCCUGGAAAUUAUAGAUGAGAUUAGGGAUGAAUUUCCAAAUUUACUGAGACUGACAAAUUCAAACCAGCAAAGCAAUCGACCUGUGAAGGAAUCUGGAUCACUUAUGGCCAGGGUGUUCUCCUCAGCUCAUGGAGCAAUCAUUAUGAAUGGGCUAACUAAAAUAUCUCGUUCAUCAAAAUCUGUUGCUAAAUUACUGCAGCCACAGCUUGCUAAAAAGUUAGCAGAGUUAAAUAUGAUAUCACAUCGUCUUUUGAAUACACUAAGUACUCCAAAACAACCUCUGUAUAGAGUGAAGAACAGGACUGUGUUCUUUUAUGAUGCCAUUUCUUAUCCAGCAAGGACUGCUCUCACCAGUGUAAUGUGUGCUUCUUAUGCAGCACUCAUUUGUCUGGCAGUCUCCCUUAACAAAAUUCUGGGAAAGAUAAAAAGCAUCGUUCAUACAGAAGAUGCUUCGAGGGAAAGCAGCAGUGAUGAUGUGGAUGCAGAUGGAUUUUCCAGAGUAAAUGAAACAGCAAGUGACUUUGCAACUAACCCUGCCCAGCAAGGAUCUUCACAGAUUGCUCACAAGACAUCAAAAAGUUAUGGAAGCAUCCAUACACUACUUUUAGCAAUGGAUCAAGAAAAUGAGCAAUAAUGUUUCUUUACAGAGUACUGUAUUAAUAGCUGCUGUCUUUCUGUUUGCAUACUGACUGCUUGCACAAUUAUAUGGACAUAUUCUUCGUUUCUAGUAAGCAAAUGUCAACAUUACACAUACAGAGUCAGCCCGCAUGCUAAAAAGAAAAAGCAAAGAAAGAAGAGGUUCAGAAAUCAGUUUAAUA
Messenger RNA from Pogona vitticeps (central bearded dragon), 1003 nucleotides. It is a transcript of the gene SPATA9, whose product is annotated as spermatogenesis associated 9. The record is from RefSeq and is a predicted model, not a curated record. Lineage: Eukaryota; Metazoa; Chordata; Lepidosauria; Squamata; Agamidae.